AUGAGACUGCAACUAGGACUAGACCAAGUUGUAGAUGUCAACGCUCAUUGUCUUGCUCAUUGUCUUGCUGAUCGUCUUAAUAGUUGUCAUGCUGACUGUCUCACUAAUGGACUUGCUGAUGGUGUUAUUAAUUGUCCUACUGAUUGUCUCACAAAUUGUCUUUAUGAUGAUCUUGCUGAUUGUCUUCCUAGUUGUCCUGCUGAUUAUCUUGCUUUUUGUCUCGUCAAUUGUCUUGCUGAUUGUCCUGUUAGAAGUCUUUGUGUUUGUCUUGCUGAUUGUCUUGCUAAAGGUCUCGCUCAUUGUCUUGAUAAAGGUCUUGCUGAUUGUCUUGUUAAUUGUCUCACUCAUUGUCUCGCUAAUUGUCUUGCUCUUUGUCUCGUUAAUUGUCUCUUUGAUUGUCUUGCAGAUUGUCUUGCAAAUUGUCUCGUUCGUUGUCUUGCUUAUUGUUUUGCUGAUUGUCUUGCUUAUAGUCUCGUUAAUUAUCUUGCUGAUUGUCUUGCUAGUUAUCUUGCUUAUUAUGUCAUUAAUUGUCUUGCUAAUUGUCUUGCUAGUUGUCUUGCUUAUUGUCUUGCUCAUUAUCUUGUUAGUUGUCUCUAUGAUUGUCUUGAUGAUUGUCUUGCUAGUAGUCUUUCUAAUUGUCUCGCUGUUUGUCUUGCUAAUGGUCUUGCUCAUUGUCUUGCUGUUUGUCUUGUUAGUUGUCUCUGUAAUUGUCUUGCUGAUUGUGUUGCUGAUUGUCUUACUAAUCGUUCUGUUAGUUGUCUUUGCGUUUGUCUUGCUAAAGGUCUCGCUCAUUGUCUUGAUAAAGGUCUUGCUGAUUGUCUUGCUAAUUGUCUUGCUAAUUGUCUUGCCAAUUGUCUCGCUCAUUGUCUUGUUUAUUGCCUUGCUGAUUGUCUUGCUCAUUGUAUCAUUAAUUAUCUUGCUGAUUGUCUUGUUAGUUGUCUUUGUGAUUGUCUUGCUAAUUGUCUCGCUAAUUGUCUUGCUGUUUAA
Microplitis mediator is the source of this 987-nucleotide messenger RNA. RefSeq lists its product as uncharacterized. Bases 1 to 987 code for a protein of 328 amino acids. The transcript has 2 exons. Lineage: Eukaryota; Metazoa; Arthropoda; Insecta; Hymenoptera; Braconidae. The record is from RefSeq and is a predicted model, not a curated record.